Molecule: messenger RNA, 762 nt
Organism: Exophiala aquamarina CBS 119918
Lineage: Eukaryota; Fungi; Ascomycota; Eurotiomycetes; Chaetothyriales; Herpotrichiellaceae
Product: 3-oxoacyl-[acyl-carrier protein] reductase
Exons: 2
Coding region: 1-762 (253 amino acids)
Molecular function (GO): oxidoreductase activity, acting on the CH-OH group of donors, NAD or NADP as acceptor
Source: RefSeq, a predicted model, not a curated record
AUGUCGGUCGACAACGAGAUCAAGGGCAGAUUGGCCCUCAUAACGGGCGCCUCAGGAGGAAUCGGUGCCGGCUGCGCGCGCGACCUCCACAAGUACGGGGCCCAUCUCGCGCUCACCUAUUCCAAGGGCAAGGCAAACAUCGAUAAGCUUGUGACCGAGCUCCCUACAAGGCCAGACCAAAAGGUAUCAAUACACCAGGUGGACAUGGGUUCCACAGAUGAUAUCCAGAGAUUGUACAAGGAAGUCGAAAGGGAACAUGGACAUGGGCCUGACAUUCUAAUUGCAAAUGCGGGCUACGGCGUGCGAAUACCAAACAUUGUGGACAUCUCAGUUGAAGAGUGGGAUCAUACCAUCUUGAUCAACCUCCGAGCACCAUUUAUUCUAGCUAAAUUAGCUGUGCCUCAUAUGAUCGAGCAAAAGUGGGGACGGAUCAUCAUGAUGGGCAGCAUUGCAGGAUAUGGCGGAGGAAUCAACGGGUGUCACUACGCAGCAUCCAAGGCCGGACUCAUGGGCAUGGUCAAGAACCUGGCCAACAAACUGGGCAAGGAUGGCAUCACGGUCAAUGAUGUUGCUCCGGCAAUGAUUGGAGAGACCGGCAUGAUACCCGAUGCUAAAUUCCUCGAGGGCACACCAGGAGAUGUCAAGCAUAUUCCCGUAGGAAGAUUGGGCACGCCGCAGGAAUGCGCAAAUGUGGUGACGAUGUUGUGCAAGACCGGUUAUCUUACGGGCCAGAGUAUUCUUUUGACGGGAGGACUAAAAUAA